GUGUGUGUGUGUGUGUGUGUGUGUGUGUGUGUGAGAGAGAGAGAGAGCGAGCGACCUCACUCUUUUCGCACAGCAGUGCGAGGAGCAGCGCGCGUCUGAGGAUCUUCAGUCUGGAGUUCUCGCUCCCAGUCGCGAGCGGCCAGCAUGCCUCGCGGUGCGUUCGCAACACUGUACGUGCACCGAGUUGUUUUCGCUUUGCCCAUCGACAGCACAGUUCGCUGAAAUGGACGAAUCGUCGCUGCUGGAUUUACUGGAGUGUUCGGUGUGUCUGGAACGGCUGGACACGACGGCCAAAGUGCUCCCGUGCCAGCACACCUUCUGCCGCCGCUGCCUCGAGAACAUCGUCAGCUCUCGCCACGAGCUGCGCUGCCCGGAGUGCCGCAUCCUGGUGGACUGCGGGGUCGACGACCUGCCGGCCAACAUCCUCCUGGUGAGGCUGCUGGACGGUAUCAAGCAGCGGCCGAGGAACGGCGGGAGAGCGUCGCUGGCAGGGAUGCCGCUCGGGUGCGCUGCCGGCGUUGCGGCGUCGCCCCCGGGCACGGCCGCACGAGACUCGCCCAACGCCACUCGAAGCUCUCCAGUCAAGAAUGUUCCGCAGCUUCCCUGUGGCAAGGCCCUCUACAGCUAUGAAGGCAAGGAACCCGGCGACCUCAAGUUCAGCAAGGGUGACAUCAUCAUCCUGCGUCGCAAGGUGGACGAAAACUGGUACCACGGCGAGCUUAACGGCAGUCACGGCUUCCUUCCCGCCAGCUACAUCCAGUGCAUCAAGCCCCUGUCACAGACCCCCCCGCAGGGCAAGGCCCUCUACGACUUUGAGGUCAAGGACAAAGAGCAGGACAAGGACUGCCUGACCUUCACUAAGGACGAGAUUCUCACAGUCAUCCGUAGAGUGGACGACAACUGGGCAGAAGGCAUGCUGGGAGAUAAAAUUGGGAUCUUCCCCAUCCUCUAUGUAGAGCUGAAUGAGACUGCUAAGCAGCUGAUGGAGAUGGACAAGUGCGCGUCAGCGCCGGGUCCCGGCGCUGACCCGGGCUCCCCGGGCUCGGGCCCCUGUUCUGCGCCCGCAGCUGCCGCCGUGAGCUGUAACGGCGACGAGCAGGCGGCUGCGGGCGUCCAACGGCGGCCGGACGGCAAGAAGAACGCAAAGAAGAGGCACUCCUUCACGGCGCUGAGCAUGACGCAGCGCACGGCACUCGGCAACAACCGGCAUUCCAUGGAGAUCAGUGCGCCCGUGCUCAUCAGCUCCUCGGACCCCAGGGCGGCGGCACGCAUAGGAGACUGCCCACACCUGUCUGCCAGCGCCCCUUCCGCACAGAACUCCUCGUUUGGUGGCUCUGCUAACACAGGGAUGGCCGUCCCCGCCCGCGUGGCCUCUACCACUGCAGAGCUUCUGGCUGCAGCGAAGGUUCAGCUCCCCCUCAACAUCUACCUGGCUCUGUACGCGUAUAAGCCACAGAAGGCAGACGAGUUGGAGCUGAGGAAAGGCGAGAUGUACCGUGUGUCGGAGAAGUGCCAGGACGGCUGGUUCAAGGGCACCUCCCUGCGCAGUGGCGCCUCUGGUGUCUUCCCCGGGAACUACGUCACCCCCGUAUCCAGGGCCCCGUUUGCUGUUGGCCAGUCCCGUGCCUGUCUCCCCGGAACGUCUCAGGUGGUUAAGGCAGUGCCUGGAUCUCCCGGUUCAGCUGGACCCUCCAGCCCUGUCCUGCUUGGCCCCGCCUCUCGCCCCGCCCCUCCCUUGGCAAACCCCGCCUCCUCUCCUCAGCUGCAGCCCGCAGCCAUGCACCUGAAGAACUGCCUGCGCAUGUGCAGCCAGCAGGCAGCCAGCCAGAGCCGUCCCACCGCACAGCUGGUCCACAGCCCUCCUACAGGUGGAAGUCCCGAUCGCCCCACCGUGGCCGUCGCCCCUCUGCGUCCCCAGGGUUCUCCGUCCCGCUCCCCCGGACCGUCGGUGGGGCGGCCCUUGUCCAUGGUGGCGUCCCCCCAGGCUCACCCGUCCCUGCAGGGCAGCCCGCUUUCCCCCGCCGCAGCCUCUACGCGGCCCCUGCUUGCUCUCAGCUCGGCCGCCGUGGCCGUCACGCCGCCCAACGUCUCGGCCGCCCACCUGAACGGCGGAGAGGCCCUGGGCUGCUCCCUGACGCCCGUGUCGCCGGCGCACGCCCACCAGCACUCCGGCCUCGUCCGUCCCCAGGGAGCCUCCGCCCUGCCCAAACUGGAGGAGAAGAAAGCAGAGAAGAAAGAAAAGAAGAGCAGCGGGCUCCUGAAGCUCCUCUCGGGGGCGGCGGCCAAGAAGAAGUCCCGGUCGCCGCCCUCGGCUUCGCCGACCCACGAGCCCCUGCCUGCGUCUGCCGACCCCUCCCCCUCCGCCUGCGUGCGCGGGGCUGCGGCUCCCGAGCUGCACGGCCGUGCCGGCUCCUGCCCCAUCGAGAGCGAGAUGCAGGGCGCCAUGGGCAUGGAACCGCUCCACCGGAAGUCCGGAUCGCUGGACCUGAACUUUGUGUCGCCGCCGGUCGCACGCCAGCCCUGUGCCUCCGCCCUGCUGGCCAUCCGACCAGAGCCCAAGCCCCUGUCCCGUGAGAGGUACCGCGUGGUGGUCCCCUACCCCCCACAGAGUGACGCCGAGAUCGAGCUGAAGGAGGGAGACAUCGUGUUCGUGCACAAGAAGCGGGAGGACGGCUGGUACAAGGGCACGCUGCAGCGCACGGGUCGCACGGGCCUCUUCCCUGGCAGCUUCGUGGAGAGCUUCUGAGCCCGGCGGCUCUUGAGCUGCCUCGAGCCGCCUCCAGGGGGUGCCGCUCCAUCACCACAGCCUUCUCUGGAGAGCCAAGCUACUGCUGGACCCUGCAGUUAACAUUCAGAACGCGCAGAACUCAAAGAGCAUUCACAAAACAACAAUAACAAAAAAGGUUUACAGCAUUAUACCUGAGGCAAAGAAAUAAAGAAGUGACCAUCUUCCCCCUCUGUGUUCAAGCCUGUGGCCAGAGGCAGGGUUACCUCAAAUGAUUAACCAACAAGCACAAAGACAAACGGGAACAACACACAGGCAAAAUCACUUCAGUCCCUUUUUGUAUACACAAUAAAAUGCACCCAAAGCCAUGAACGGUUGAGCUAUGACACAACACGCAGCUGUAACACACGCACACACUCUCAAGCAGUGCGCCUCUCAUCCCAGGAAACCUCCUUUGAAGCAGAAGUGUGUGCUCUUCUGCGCCCCCUUGUGGCUCUGAUGUAAGAUCUCGUGCUAAUGUGAAGUGAAAGUGUGUUCUCAUCUCUUUGUGGCGUGAAGCAGACGUGUGCUCCUGUGUUCUCCUGCUCACUGUUUAAACUCUGUUCCCUGUCAGUGUGGAGGCUGCACCUCGGAAGAUACUCCACAUGCUUUUUGUCUGUUAAAGGGGGUUAGCUCAUGCCAUCCCUUUUUAGCAGUGUGUUACUGGUUACAUUUAUAUAAAUACCCAUUCAAACAAACCUCAUGACCCUCCUCCUAAACGACGAUGACCCCGUACUGCAUGCUAGUGACAUGAAACUCCAUGAGGAUCUCCAUACCAACUUGUGACUUCAGUUGUUUUGACCUACAUGGUAUCAGUAAAAAGGUUUUGACUGAAAGAUUGUAAACCCUGACAGUAGUCACAUGCAGUCAGCACACAUGCACACUGCACAGAGUAACCUGAUUGCACAGUGAAGCACAACUGCACGUUCAAGUUUGACUACAGUGGGAAACUGGGGCAGUAUCUGAAUUUUUUCCUGCAUCUCUGUGGAACCUCACUACCCCCUACCAUAGUCAGGGAGUCGAAUGAAAUGUGAAACAUAUUGUGUUGUAUUACAGCUGUGUUUUAGAGGUCCAAGGGGAAAUGGGACUUAUUUUUGUAGGAGGUGGAUUUUCUGCUCUCUUAUGUGAAUACACCAUAUUCAUGUCCUAAAUGUGUCUUAAACUUGGCAAAGCGAUGAUGUUUUUUUUUCCUGUUUGUUCAUUCAUGCUUGUUCUAAAAGCGUGACUGUCAUGAAAAGACAAAUGUUGCAAUGAUUACCCUUCACCACAUACAUGCAUGCUCACACAAACACACACACAAUCACACACGGUACACAUAUUUGUCCCCCUGAGGACUAGGCUGCCGUGCCACCUGCGCUGGGGUCCGGGUGCCGAUAAUCUCCACUCCAGCAAGGCCUGCGCAGCUGCACACACACUCACACAGCACACUGUGGAAGCACAGAAACUCUGCUGCUUAAAAAAGCACCCUAUUCGUGUGAACCCACAGAGCAGGGCACGAACUCGUACGUCUUAGGGAACCUCUCGGAAGUGUUAAAGAACUCGGAGAGAGUGGAGCAGUACAUGCCAGACUCGCUGGAGCUGCGAUUGGCCCCAAUAGCAAAGGAGAGGAGGAACACACAGCAGAGUCUAAUCUUCAGAAUCAUACUGCAGUCCUGGAUGGGACUGGUAUCACAACCACCGCAGUGAACUGGGGAUUGAGCACAUUAAGUGGUAAUUUGGAGAUUGACAGAUUACAGGUACAUUUGUCCAUCGGUAAAGGUGGAGACUAAGAGGCUCUGGGUUGGGUGUAAUGGUCUCUUCUCAUUUCCAGCUAUUGGAUGGAAUAUCAUUUUAAUGACUGCUGAUGGACCUGCACGCUUUCCUGAUUGGGACACUCAUGUCUCAGCAGACAGCUGACCAUUAUGUUUGCACCAUCAGAAAACUAAUGCCCCCACACACACGCACGCAUGCACACACACACACACACACACAAGCAACUUGUAUUUACAUCUUUACCUCAGCCAUUCCAUACCAGAGGACCUCACAUGAACUCCACUGGACUUCCGUGUCUUUUCUUUUGUUCUGAAUAUGGAGAUGAAGUUGUGACAGCUUUGACAUGAUCCUUUAGUGUCGUGUUCUUCUGCCCCAGCCUGUGUCGGAGUGGCCCCUGACCCCCAAACCCCAUUCGUGCCUGUGCCAAUAUGCUCAUUGAAAGCCAAGCACAAGUGCACCUCCGCGUUGGAGACAAGGUGCCGUUGUCAUGAUGCAGACAAGUCGACCCUGUGACCCUGCUGACAUCCCGUCUGAGGGUCCUGCGCCCGGUGCAGGGCUUUUCCUCUCAUGACCACUGAGAAAGACCUCUAGAAGGGUUUCAUUCAGCAUGAAGCCUGAUUAUAAAGAGGACAUAACUGCAUUAAGAAGAAAAAGAUAUAUAUAAAAAUAUAUAUAUUGUGAAAACAUAUUUAUAGCCUAUUGGUGCUAGAGUUGAGAUAUUGAGGAAUCCUGCCUCAUUAACUCUGGUAUUUGACAUUGAAUUCAUUUACACAUUGUCUUGUACUGACUACUUGUGAUCUGUUUUGGUUUCUUUUGUUUGUUUUUUUCAUGUUAA
Molecule: messenger RNA, 5351 nt
Organism: Electrophorus electricus (electric eel)
Lineage: Eukaryota; Metazoa; Chordata; Actinopteri; Gymnotiformes; Gymnotidae
Product: E3 ubiquitin-protein ligase SH3RF3-like
Molecular function (GO): protein binding; metal ion binding
Source: RefSeq, a predicted model, not a curated record